Pantherophis guttatus is the source of this 6467-nucleotide messenger RNA. RefSeq names its product ubiquitination factor E4B (gene UBE4B). Gene Ontology annotation, biological process: protein polyubiquitination; ERAD pathway; ubiquitin-dependent protein catabolic process. Gene Ontology annotation, molecular function: ubiquitin-ubiquitin ligase activity. Gene Ontology annotation, cellular component: ubiquitin ligase complex; nucleus; cytoplasm. Lineage: Eukaryota; Metazoa; Chordata; Lepidosauria; Squamata; Colubridae. The record is from RefSeq and is a predicted model, not a curated record.
GACCCCCGGGGCUGCUGGCGCAUCCACGAGGCUCGGGGGAGAAGCAGCAGCGGGGGGGAGGCCCCAGGCCCAGCGGCUCCCUUGGGACCCCCGAAGUGGAGUGAGGGAGCAGCCCCAGUGUGUGUGUGUGGGGGGGUGUCUCUAUACAGGUGGGGGGCGGGGAGAGGCCCUCAGGACAGGUUAGGCCAAGAGGGCAGGUAGGGCUUGAGCCCCAGAUGCAGCCAGGCUAGGCCGCAAGGGAGGAAAGAAGGAAGCGCUUGCAUGCAAAAGGGAAAGACGGGGAGCCCUUCUGACGGGGUGGCGGCCAUAGGACGCUCCCAACCCCGGGAUUAGAGCGGUGGUGGUGGUGGUGGUGGUGGGAAAACCAGUUUAGAUAAGCGAGCAGGGUCUGGAAGAAGAGGAGGAGGAGGAGCAGGAAGGAAGGAAGAAAGGAGGGAGGGCGGGCAGUGGAUGCAGUUCAGGCGGUACGAAGCCUGGAGGAAGGACCCAGUGGAUCUCUAAAGGCAGAUCUAUAUCUAUUUGGUGUUGGGGGGGACGGACGGAAGGACAGGGUUGCUCUUAAACCUCUGACUAUGCACUUCUGAGAGCUCCUUAGGGAAAGAGGCAGCAACCAGGAAUAGGGGUUAACUGAAAGCCAUCUCCUCCUCCUCCUCCUCCUCCCUCCCUCCAUCCAUCCAAGCAUCUCCCUCGAGGGAAGCAAGCGGAGUCCUCCUCCCCACCCCCCCAAACGCCUUUCACCAUUAAGAGGAAAAUUAUGGAGGAGUUGAGUGCUGAUGAGAUCCGUCGGAGGCGCCUUGCCCGGCUUGCUGGCGGACCCUCUUCCCAGCCCACCACCCCACUUACGUCUCCGCAAAGGGAGAACCCCCCGGGGCAGCCGGUCCCAGCGUCGUCUUCAGGGGCACCCCACAACCUUGGGCUCAAUGUUCACAGUAUGACCCCUGCUACCUCUCCAAUCGGUGCGUCAGGUGUUGCCCAUCGCAGUCAGAGCAGCGAAGGUGUGAGUUCGCUCAGCAGCUCGCCCUCCAACAGCCUCGAAACGCAGUCCCAGUCCCUUUCCCGGUCCCAGAGCAUGGAUAUUGAUAGCGUCUCCUGCGAGAAAAGCUUGUCCCAGGUCGAUGUGGAUUCGGGGAUCGAAAACAUGGAAGUGGAUGAGAGUGACCGGAGGGAGAAACGGAGCCUCUCGGAUAAGGAGCCUCCCUCAGGAUUGGAAAUCUCGGAGGAACAAGCCUUACAGCUGGUUUGUAAGAUUUUCCGGGUCUCUUGGAAAGACCGCGAUAGAGACGUCAUCUUCCUGACUUCCCUUUCGGAACAGUUCAAGCAGAACCCUAAAGACGUGUUCUCGGAUUUUAAAGACUUGAUUGGGCAAGUGCUGAUGGAAGUCCUAAUGAUGUCCACCCACUCGAGAGAAGAAAACCCCUUUGCCAGUUUGACCGCCACGUCACAGCCCAUUGCGGCCGCCGCCCGCUCGCCGGAUAGAAACUUAGUCCUGAAUACCGGCUCCAACCCGGGAACCAGCCCCGUGUUUUGCAAUGUGGGCUCGUUUGGCUCCAGCUCCUUAUCAAGUCUCUACGGAAGCAGCCCCAUUCCCAUUUUCAACAUCGCAAGUCACCCCCCGUUGGCCGGCUCCUUUCUCCCUUCUUCCCCCAGCCCCGUGGCUCCCCUCCCCGUGUCUUCCCUGUCUGUCAGCCCCCACCUCCUGCCAGCAGGGCCGCUCAGUGUCCAGCCCUCGUCCCCACGGUACCGUCCGUACACAGUGGCACACCCCUGGACCUUGGCAGCUCCUCCUGCCGCACCCUUAACAGGAACCUCCGGUCUUUUGGCUUCUUCGACUCCUCCGGGCAUAAACCCCAGUCCUCCAGCUGCACAGAUCCCUUCGUCCAGGGGUAGACCCGUAGCCACCACCCUGCCUCUGUUCUCCAUGUUGGGCAGCAGCCGUACCUCUUCCCCAGGCAGGAUGCCCUCUAGUAUGUACGACAGCCCUUUCUCCCUCUUCCUUGCCAUUUCUGAUGUCUCUGGAGACAGUUCUGAGGAAGAAAAUGAGGAAGAGGAGGAGGAGGAUUUUUCUUGUGUGCCAUUUGGGUCCAGUGGCGGAGGCUCCGGAGGGGCCAGCAUUUCCGACUCGUGCAGCGACCACUUCGCCAUUGAGACGUGCAAGGAGACGGAGAUGCUAAACUACCUCAUUGAGUGCUUCGACCGAGUGGGGAUUGAGGAAAGGAAAGCGCCAAAGAUGUGCAGCCAGCCGGUGGUGAGCCAGCUUCUGAGCAACAUCCGAUCCCAGUGCAUUUCUCACGCGGCUUUGGUGCUCCAAGGAUCCCUAACGCAGCUGAGGUCAAACCAACAGCAGUCGUUGUUAGUCCCGUAUAUGCUCUGUAGGAAUCUCCCCUUCGGUUUCAUCCAGGAAUUGGUGAGGACGACUCACCAAGAUGAAGAAGUCUUCAAACAGAUCUUUGUACCUAUUUUACAAGGGCUGGCUCUUGCUUCAAAAGAAUGCUCCUUUGAUAGUGACAACUUUAAAUACCCCCUUAUGGCUUUAGGGGAACUCUGCGAGAUCAAGUUUGGGAAAUCGCAUCCUGUCUGCAGUUUGGUGGUCUCUUUGCCUUUGUGGUUGCCAAAAUCUCUAAGCCCCGGGAUGGGCCGAGAGCUCCAGAGACUCUCUUACCUUGGGGUGUUCUUCGGCCUCUCCGUCUUCGCUGAGGAUGACCCUAGAGUUGUCGAAAAAUAUUUCUCGGGGCCUACCAUUACUUUGGAAAACACGCGGGUCGUUAGCCAGUCAUUGCAACAUUACCUGGAAUCUGCCAGGCAAGAGUUAUUCAAGAUCCUGCACAGUAUUCUGCUCAACGGAGAAACGCGGGAAGCUGCUCUCAGCUAUAUGGCAGCCGUGGUCAAUGCCAACGUUAAAAAGGCACAAAUGCAGGCGGACGAUCGGCUGGUGUCUACGGAUGGCUUCAUGCUGAACUUCCUGUGGGUGCUGCAGCAGCUGAGCACAAAAAUCAAACUCGAGACGGUCGAUCCGUCCUACAUCUUCCAUCCUCGGUGUCGAAUCAUGGUGCCUGCGGACGAAACGCGAGUCAAAGCCACCUUGGAGGAUGUCAGCAGCUGGAUGGUUGAGCUGUCCAGGGAUCAGUCUCUCUUCUCUGAGCCAAAAUUCCCAACGGAAUGUUUCUUCCUGACCCUCCAUGCCCACCACCUCUCCAUCUUACCGAGUUGCCGUCGAUACAUCCGUCGACUCAGAGCCAUCCGGGAGCUGAACAGGACCGUGGAGGAUUUGAAGAAUAACGAAAGUCAGUGGAAGGAUUCUCCCCUAGCUACCAGGCAUCGAGAGAUGUUGAAACGAUGCAAAACCCAACUCAAGAAAUUGGUGCGAUGCAAAGCUUGCGCAGACGCCGGCCUGUUAGAUGAGAAUUUUCUCCGGAGGUGCCUCAACUUUUACAGCGUGGUGAUCCAGCUCUUGCUACGGAUUCUUGAUCCUGCCUACCCUAACAUACAACUGCCUUUAAACCCAGAUGUCCCGAAAGUCUUCGCAGCGAUGCCUGAGUUUUACGUGGAAGAUAUUGCGGAAUUUUUGUUUUUUAUUGUACAAUACUCGCCUCAGGUACUCUACGAGCCUUGCACUCAGGAGCUGGUGACCUUCCUCGUGGUCAUGCUCUGCAACCAGGACUACAUCCGGAACCCUUACUUGGUGGCCAAGCUGGUGGAGGUGAUGUUCAUGACCAACCCAGCCGUCCAACCCCGGACCCAGAAGUUCUUCGAAAUGAUCGAAAACCAUCCGCUCUCCGUCAAGUUGCUGGUUCCUUCCCUGAUGAAGUUUUACACAGACGUGGAGCACACUGGGGCCACCAGCGAAUUCUACGACAAAUUUACGAUCCGCUAUCACAUCAGCACCAUCUUCAAAAGCUUGUGGCAGAACAUAGCUCACCAUGGGACUUUCAUGGAAGAGUUCAACUCCGGCAAGCAGUUUGUUCGCUAUAUCAAUAUGCUGAUCAACGACACGACGUUCUUGCUGGAUGAGAGUUUAGAGUCCCUCAAACGCAUCCACGAAGUGCAGGAAGAGAUGAAGAACAAGGAGCAGUGGGAUCUUCUCCCCAGGGAUCAGCAACAGGCUCGGCAGUCUCAGCUGGCCCAGGACGAGCGAGUCUCACGCUCCUAUCUGGCUCUGGCCACAGAAACGGUUGACAUGUUUCAUAUCCUCACCAAACAAGUCCAGAAGCCUUUCCUCAGGCCUGAGCUUGGACCACGGUUGGCUGCGAUGCUGAACUUCAACCUUCAGCAGCUGUGCGGCCCCAAAUGCCGCGAUCUGAAAGUCGAAAACCCCGAGAAGUACGGCUUUGAACCAAAGAAGCUUCUGGAUCAACUGACAGAUAUCUAUUUGCAGCUGGAUUGUGCCCGUUUUGCGAAAGCAAUCGCGGACGACCAGAGGUCUUACAGCAAGGAGCUAUUUGAGGAGGUGAUUUCGAAGAUGAGGAAAGCCGGCAUCAAGUCCACCAUAGCGAUAGAAAAAUUCAAGCUGCUCGCGGAGAAAGUGGACGAAAUUGUUGCCAAGAAUGCCCGCGCCGAAAUUGACUACAGUGAUGCUCCGGAUGAGUUCCGAGAUCCACUCAUGGAUACCUUAAUGACUGACCCGGUCCGGUUGCCAUCGGGAACUAUCAUGGAUCGCUCCGUCAUUCUGCGGCACCUUCUCAACUCCUCCACGGAUCCCUUCAAUCGCCAGACACUAACAGAAAAUAUGCUGGAACCAGUGCCUGAGCUGAAAGAGCAAAUCCAAGCUUGGAUGAGGGACAAGCAGCACCCGGAUCACUGAGGUCACCCCCCUGGCAGCGCACGCCGAGGUCAACUGCGGAGAGCAAGGCAGCAGAUCAAGGCGAGGGGGAACGCCAAAACCGUGGGGAGUUGAAGCCGAGUUGGGGCUCACGCAGCGCCUGCCGCUGCUGCCACCACAAAGGACCGUGGAACCUCCUGGGCGAGGCGAAGGGGGAAAAAGAGGCACCACACCGCGAAACGCAGCUUAACUCUCUUGUACAUAACUUUUAAGCGAUACAUCGGCAGUCGAUAGCAUUGUGGGUGGGAUUCAGUUAGCAAGUUCCUUUUUUUUUUUUUUGUUCUGAAAAAAACAAAACAAAAAACGAGACUCCUCCAUUUUCAUCGUUGGGGGUUCAUAAACGGCCGAGUUCGGUUUAGCCAACGACGCGAAAUCGGGGCGGCACAGCCCUCGGGGGUGUGCGUGUGUGUGUGUGUGUGUGUGUCUGCGUGCGUGUGCGUGUUUUUUUUUUUUUUAAACCAAUAUAUUGCCAGAUCUCCGUUAAUUUGAUAGUGGUUGGAACUUUGAACAUUUUGCUGCUAAAGGUAAUCCCCCCCUUCCCCUCAAACCUUUUCAUUUCUCUCGUCACCUCUGCCUGCACGAUCCCGCCUCCCGGUUUCUCUUUAUUUUUAUUUUAUUUUUUUCUCCUCAGUGUUGAAGAAAAACCUUCCCUGUAAAUGGAAAAGAUGACUUCUGAAUGUCCUACGGAGGACAUAAUUUUGAGAAAAGCAAAUGUGCCUGCGAGGAGUAUUAAAAGAAGGGGGGAGGGAUAUGGGGGAAGGGGAUCAUAUUUUUCUAUUAGAAAGCUUUUUUUUUUAAAAUUUAAUUUAAUUUGGUAAGUCCACCCCCGACCCAGUCGCAAAUUUCAUUCCCCCGCCUCCCCCCCCUUUGUCGACACGUUGAAAUUUUAACAUUGUUUGACGUGUCCCUUUAUCUUUUGAGGAGAGGCUUCAUAUUCCCUAUGAUGUUGUUGUUGUUAUUAUUUUUAUUUUUAGGUUGGUUUUUCUUCAGAGCCUUGUAUGAUAGGUUGAAACAACUGCCGCAAAGGAAUUGGAGUGGAAUACGGCGGGGGGGGGGGGGGGCAUUGACUUAAAAGAUAUAUAUAGAGAGCUAUAUAUAUAUAUAUAUAUAUAUAUAUAUAUAUACACACACACAUAUAUAUAUAAAAAAAACUUUUAAAGGCAGAGAUCUUAUAAGCUGAACGGUAAUGAUUCUCUGUCUUUUAAAAGUGCGUCUCUUGGGGGAAAAUGAGGGUUGGGGGUGUGUGGAAAGCAGAUCGUUUUAUUCGCGGCGCCUCCGAGUCGAAGCCGACGGAUUCAUUUUUAUGUUGCGUACCAGUUUUAUAUCCAUGGCUUGGCCUUACCAAAGCAAAAAGGGUGCAGAAAAAAAAAAUGUAGACUUGCUUUUUUUAAAAAAAGAAACUAUAUAAAAAAGAUGAAACAUUUUUGUAUGACUGCCCUCUGCUUAAAAAAAGAUACUUGAAUGUCCUUUUUGAAAAGGAUUCGAAACCACAGUGUUUUAAAAAAAAAACAAAACGAAACGAAACAAAUUAAGCCUGAAAAGAAAAUGUUUUUUUUUCUUUUCUUUUCUUUUUCUUUUUUCUGCUGACAGUUUCCUCUGUUCAGUUCCUAAUUCUUGAAGAACAAUAAAUGGUGAUACACAUUCACAAGAA